This is a messenger RNA of Branchiostoma belcheri (Belcher's lancelet), 3373 nucleotides long. Its product is annotated as T-complex protein 11-like protein 1. Lineage: Eukaryota; Metazoa; Chordata; Leptocardii; Amphioxiformes; Branchiostomatidae. The coding region runs from base 62 to 1663 and encodes 533 amino acids. The transcript is spliced from 10 exons. Gene Ontology annotation, biological process: signal transduction. The record is from RefSeq and is a predicted model, not a curated record.
UACUAUCAACAGAAGUUAUAGCAUUCAUCAAGUUGACCAAUCACAAGACAACAGAUUUUCCAUGAUGCCCAACAACAACCAAUCGGAUGAGAGCAAGAACUCAUCCAAGGACAUGGACAUGCCAACCAAUGAAGAUGGCCGUGAGUCCCCCGAGUCCAGUGAAAGUGAUGAGCUGGCGUCGUCCUCCGAGGGGGAACUGUUCGGGAAGCGGCGGCGUGUGGGAACUCCUGUCAGCAGCCCCUUCAAAACGCCCCCGGGAAGCCCCUUCAAGAUGCCCAUGACUAUCCCUUCUCCCUCCCCUCCCCAGUGGAUCUCACUAGAGGAGCUGAUGACUGUGUCCAACGGUGUGACCAACAUGGCACUGGCUCACGAGAUCGCUGUGGACAAUGACUUUCAGCUACAGAAGUACAUGCCCCCUGAGAACAGCCUUGAGAAGCAAGUGAAGGACACCGUGCACAGGGCAUUCUGGGAUGCCUUGCGGGAGGAGCUAGCAGAAGAGCUGCCGACUUUCCAACACGCCAUUAACCUACUGGGAGAGGUGAAAGAGAUGCUGGUGUCCAUCCUGCUGCCCCAACAUUCCCGACUGCGCGCCCAAAUCAACGAAGUCCUCGACCUUGACCUGAUCACGCAAGAGGCGGAACACGGGGUGUUUGACGUGAAGCGCUGUGCCCGGUUCGUGAUUGACACCAUGGGUCGUCUGUGUGCCCCAGUUCGUGACCAGGACAUUGAAACCCUACGCGAAGUGGACAACGUGGUAGACAUGUUUAAGGAGAUUUUCCGUGUUCUGGAGCUGAUGAAAAUGGACAUGGCGAACUUCACCAUCCAGUCCAUGCGGCCGACCAUCCAGCAGCACAGCGUCGAGUACGAGCGCAAGAAGUUCCAGGAAUUCAUCGACAAACAGCCAAAUGCCCUCGAAGUCACCAAGACGUGGCUGUACCAGGCCUCUGAGGAGGUGAAAUCGUCACAACUCCCGUCAGGGUCACCUGAAGGGGCGGCAGCAGCAGCAGACAGGCCGUUCACCUCCAUGGAUGUGUUGGGACAUGCCUACAUCAUGCUGCUGAAGUGGGAAGAGAACAAACCAUUCCCAGAGACUGUUCUGAUGGACCAGGGACGGCUGGCGGAAAUCGGAGUGAAGUGUCGACAGAUCACCCUCAUCGCCUCCAUCCUCCUCAUCACACACAACGUCGUCGGGGCCGCCCUGGCUGGACUGCAGGGGUUCAGCGAGAAGCUGAAAGGCACCCUGGGAGUUUUGCUGGGGGACAUGCAAGAAAGUUCCUUUAAUCUUGAGGAGGCCCUUAAGAACAUCUCAGAGCAGGUGUGUAAGGAGGUGGACGAGUGUCUUGAGACGCGAGGCUUCCCUCGACUGGAUGAGAAGAGACGAGACAUCCUGAAGGCCCAGGUGCAGACGGCGGCCAACCCUGACAACUACAUCCACAACCUGAUCACAUCCCGUGUCUAUGGGUUUAUCCAGUCCGUCAUCACAGCACCAAAUCCGGCCAGUCAGGCCAAGGUCCCUGGAGGACUGACUGGGAUGAAGAUAGAGCUUUUCGAAGUGACAGCGAGAGUACUACGUAUAGUCCGGCAUAACAACGCCGUGUUUGGUCCAUACUACUCUGACAUCAUCAAUGGGCUUCUUCCAGCAGCCAAUGGGCCGUCAGAAUAGUGGCUGUCUGUCUGUCUGUGCAUGAGAGUAUCAUGUGACAGUCAUGUGAUAUUCACAUGAUCUGGCUGACCAAUAGAACUUCAGCUAGUGGCAAUGAUGUGGUGUACCAUAGUCUGCAUGUGGUUAUUAUGUCUAUUUCUAGAUGAUGUGGUAUCACAAUCCACUUCUAGGUGUUGUGGUACCAGUCUACUUCUAGAUUCGUAGGUACUCCAGUUUACUUCUAGAUGUGGUGAUACCAUAGUAUACUUUUAGAAAGAUGUACAUACCAUACAUAUAUACAAGGUCCAGAAAGCUAAAUGCAUGCAGGCAUGUCAUGUAAGAUACAAUGUAUCUUGCAUAGAAUACAGGGAAAGCAGUAUUCUUAGCAUACUGGUACUAAGUCUUCUACUUUUAAAGUGCAUUUUAAAGACAUCAUUCUCUGCUUUUAUCAGAAGUACUCAAACUGUUGUAGAGUACGUUUACUAGACUUCAAGGGAAAGCAUGGGUGCUUUUUCGAUUAGGAAGAUAUACCACAUAUAAUAUAGUGUCAUGUUGACGAUCUAUGUCUUAUUUAAACCAAGUAUUUAUGGAUGAUGAUGCCAGUUUUGCUGGUACACCAUAAAAGAACAGGUACACCAUAAAAGAAAAGCCUGGAAGAGUAUUGUAUCAACAGUAACAAAUGUUUAGAAAUAUGCUUGUCUUUUCGAAAACUUAGCAACCCCCUUGGAUGGAACUGUUGUCUGGUUAUAUUUUAAUAAGAGUAUGGUAGCAAUUGUGUGUAACAACAGUGUAGUUCUGUGCGUGUUUGUAUCAGACUACAUGUAGCUACCUCAGAGUUUCCAGAAAGCCGUUGAAGUCCCCACACUUGGGUGAUACGUACAAGUAGGGCCGCGGCCUUGGAGGGAUAUUUUGCGAUGAUUGUGGAAAGUAUAGAAGGAGAAUGUAUUUUCGAUACUAUUUUGACUAAAGAUGAGAAAUUCAAGACUGAUACAGAAGCAAACGCUGAAAUGCACACUAAAACGGGAUGCCUUCGUCAAGGAUAGGCAUUUUACACAGCAACUUACAGUUUUAACCUUCUUUCUGCUGGGGUGGACUUUUGGCAUCAAAUUUCAGCUGGUUUCAGGGGAAGGCAGCAAGAAGAGGGUUAAGGAUAGUCCUGAUACUUAAAGAUGAUUGGACAGAGACUUAAGUUUGGAAACUGUUACAAAAUCAGCUGGUUUGUAACAUUGAAUUGGUGUUGCCAAGAGGCUUAAAAAAGGCAUAUUUUUAUAGCAAACAUACAUUCUUUUACACAAGUUUCUUAAGAUGUUCUUUUUGACUUUUUGAUAACCUUUACCAUUGAUUAGCUUAUUUCACUAGUAAUGUAUUGAUACUUGUAACUGUUUUUGAAGUGGACCAGAAUUUUGUUCCUGAGUUUGUAUUUUCCAUUGACUGACUCGAUGGAUUAAAAAUCCAUCAUAACUUUGUUGCAGAUAGUGAAAAAGUCAAGUAUUGUAUUUUGCUUUGACAGAAAACCUUCUGAGUUUACGUAAAGGAUAUUUUGGUACUGCUUGGACAUUUUACACGUUGGUGUACGCUGAUCUAAGAAAGACAUCGCCUGUAUUUGGGGUGCAAAGCUAAAGAAAAAAACUUGUUAGAAGUUUUGUGUGAAAACAUUUUCCAUGUUUUGUGUUCAAGAUGGUGCUGAUUGUUUUACUUAAGAUUAUUUGUAUGAGGCACAAAAGUAAGGUU